GAUUGUGCAAAGCGUCCUAAGCGGAUGUCACAUCCGGUCUGAACAGCCGGCAGGAUUGAAGGAAGAAUCUGGAGUAACGUUAGCCCCCUACUUGUGUCGUUUAUUUUUUUUAAGAAACACUUGAUUUGAUUUUAUUCCUGCAGACACAAUGACUUUCGAUGUGCGAAGGUUCGAUAUCUACAGGAAAGUGCCCAAAGACCUUACCCAGCCCACGUAUACUGGAGCUUUCAUUUCAAUAUGCUGCUGCGUCUUCAUGUUGUUCCUCUUUCUCUCAGAACUGACGGGAUUCAUCGCUACAGAAAUAGUAAAUGAACUAUAUGUGGAUGACCCCGAUAAGGACAGUGGGGGGAAGAUAGAUGUGAGUGUAAACAUCAGUUUGCCAAACUUACACUGUGAUUUGGUGGGUUUGGACAUCCAGGAUGAGAUGGGGCGGCACGAAGUGGGCCACAUAGAGAAUUCAAUGAAAGUGCCUCUAAACAACGGUCACGGGUGCCGCUUUGAAGGGGAGUUCAGUAUUAAUAAAGUUCCAGGAAACUUUCAUGUGUCAACACAUAGUGCUACUGCUCAGCCUCAGAACCCUGAUAUGACCCACAUCAUCCACAAACUUGCCUUUGGGGAGAAGCUUCAGGUACAGCAUGUUCAAGGGGCUUUUAAUGCAUUGGGUGGAGCCAACAAACUUCAGUCCAAUGCUUUAGCAUCUCACGAUUACAUUCUCAAGAUCGUCCCUACAGUUUAUGAGGACCUGGGAGGGAAGCAGAGAUUUUCCUACCAGUACACCGUGGCAAACAAGGAGUACGUGGCGUACAGCCAUACAGGACGCAUUAUCCCAGCGAUAUGGUUUCGCUAUGACCUGAGUCCGAUCACAGUGAAAUACACAGAGCGGAGACAACCGUUCUACCGCUUUAUCACUACUAUUUGCGCUAUCAUCGGCGGGACAUUCACAGUGGCCGGCAUCAUUGACUCCUGUAUAUUCACGGCCUCUGAAGCCUGGAAGAAAAUCCAGAUUGGGAAAAUGUCAUGAGUACUCAAAUCUACGUACCAUACAUUUUAUUUAUGCCAGCCAAACCUCUGCACACUUGUCAUUACACUUUAUGACCCACACUAGCCAAAACUGGAAAACAUUGUCCUGCCAGUUCAUUUCUCAGUGUGCUCAUUUGGAUAGAAUGGUUUUCAUCUCUAAACAUUUAAUACAAUGAAUUACAGGGAUUUCAUUUGGGGGAUGUAGGUGGUUUCCUUAUUUCACUGCUAUGUUAAUUUACCCACAACUCAUAGGACUGAUGUGGAAAGAACCUGUCUCGCUCAUUGGAAGGACGCCAGGGUUUUCCCAUUCAAAUACAUGUUACUGAGAUGUGUAUAGUGAUGCAUACAAGACGUAGUGUCACUUUGAUCGGUUAUAACUGAAAGAGAAAGAAAGAGGUUAAAUAGAAUUCCACCUUCAUAGGAACUGAACUAUUCUCUAAGGCCUCUCUUGAUAUGAUUGGGUUCAUCUCAUGAAACCUGUCGAAAGCAUACAUCAUUGAUUUUUGGGAUCAUAUUGCACCUCAAAAUAAAAUGGACGAAAGUUCUGUAGUAAAAACAUGUUUGCAUUGUGAUUUAAUUGCAUGAGAAUUAAACCAGUUUCCCCCAGUUCCAUUAUGUGAAUAAUUAUGUAUUAUUUAUAGUGAGUUUGCACAUCAUGGUAGUAUUUGUUUCUUUGCCUUUAACAUGCAGGUUUAAAUGAUUUUUACUGUAUUUUUUUUACAGUAUUGUAUUACACUAAUGAGAAUGUCCAGAUGCAUUAUGGUAAUGAGAACUUGGGGUCAAAUGUAUUUAAUUAUCAUGAAAAUGUCACAAUCCAAAUGAUUUUAAUUGCAAUUGAUUUUCUUUAUUUUGGGGGUGAACUGUGAGCUGUUCGUAUUUCAUGAGAUGAACCUGUACAUUUUUUUUUUAAGAGGUGGAUGCUGGUCUUAUUUGGGUUUAAGUAAGUAAUAUGGAUUCUUUCUAUGGUAUAUUUUGGUUUUCUUGCACUCUGAUGGCAUUCUGGCUGUAGACCUGUAUUUUAGUUUGUUUGAUUGAAGGGAAAUUAUGAAUGUCUUCUUUUUUAACUAAAAGACUCUUGAAGGAAUGCUUUUUGUUUAUUUCCAUGUCUGUAAAGGUACUCUGUAAAGGCUUAAUGACACUUUUAUUUCCUCAGUCCAUAAUGUUUAAUGGUUAACCUUUUAUUGUUUUGAAGAUUAGGCUGGAAACGUGCUGUUUACGUCUCUUCAAGCGUUCCCUUUCAACACUGCUGUAAAGAGGCUGAAUAAUUUCCUGUCAGUGUUUUGACCGUGUUCCAAAAUGUGGUCGUACUGGUUACACAGGACCGUGACACAUGAAAGCUACGUGUCAAAUGUAUGAUGUGUCCUUGCCACAAGUUGACAUGGCAACAGAAGUGUAUUUUCACUACAUUUAAUGAGAACAGAAACCACAACCUACAUUUCAGCUUCAUGGCUCAAACUGCUUGGAUAUGUCAUUUAGAACGGAUAAGGUCUUGUAGAACCUUAAAAGUUGAUUUCUUUAGUCAAACGUUAAUCAAACAAACCAUGUUGAGUUUCCAUGCUUGUUUCAGCCAUUUAAUUUAAUUUAGCCCUAUUUGUUCAUUUAGUCACAUGGACGUUACCUUCCGGGCUAUGCCACUUUUUUUGUUUUUGUUUAUGAUGGUUAGAAUAAACCACAGCAACAGCCAGUUUCUUUGUUUGUUUGUACAGUAUGUCUUUUCAAAAUUCAAGUUUUUUUUGUCUACCAUAAUGUUGAAAAGGAAUCAAAAUAAACAUUAUGGAACCAUUUAAAAUGAGA
Messenger RNA from Labeo rohita (rohu), 2814 nucleotides. RefSeq names its product endoplasmic reticulum-golgi intermediate compartment 1 (gene ergic1). The transcript is spliced from 10 exons. Lineage: Eukaryota; Metazoa; Chordata; Actinopteri; Cypriniformes; Cyprinidae. Gene Ontology annotation, cellular component: endoplasmic reticulum; endoplasmic reticulum membrane; Golgi membrane. Bases 149 to 1021 code for a protein of 290 amino acids. The record is from RefSeq and is a predicted model, not a curated record. Gene Ontology annotation, biological process: retrograde vesicle-mediated transport, Golgi to endoplasmic reticulum; endoplasmic reticulum to Golgi vesicle-mediated transport.